AUGCUCGGCUCAGAUUACUCCACGAAGUUUGCUCCCUGGUUGGCCUUGGGCUGUCUGUCACCUCGGAAGAUCUUCGAGCAAAUCCGCGAGUACGAGAAAGAGAAAGUUGCAAACAAAUCCACGUAUUGGGUGCUCUUCGAAUUGAUGUGGCGCGACUUCUUCCGCUUCUUUGCUGCAAAGCACGGCAACAAGAUUUUCAAGCUGUACGGUGUUUCUGGUGGAGACUGGGAGUGGCAAUCUGAUGCCAAGCUUUUCCAACUCUGGGCCCGCGGAUUGACCGGCUAUCCCCUUGUCGAUGCCAACAUGCGAGAGCUCCGUGCCACCGGAUUUAUGUCGAAUCGUGGGAGGCAAAAUGUUGCUUCCUUCCUGGCGCUCGACAUGAAGAUCGACUGGCGCAUGGGCGCCGAUUGGUUCGAAAGCUACCUGGUGGAUUAUGAUGUCGCGUCCAACUGGGGAAAUUGGGUUCAUGCAGCGGGCAUGACGACUGGACGCAUCAACCGAUUCAAUGUCAUUCGGCAGUCAAAGAUGUAUGAUAAGGACGGCCGUUACAUCAGGCACUGGGUUCCCGAGCUUCGAAGCAUGCCUGUGAGAUACAUCCACGAGCCUUGGACGCUGUCGCCGGACGAGAAGCUGCAAUUUGGUGCCGAGAGUUAUCCAGCACCCUGCUUGGACCCAGCUAGCUUCCGCGAAGAGGGUGGUGGCAAAGGCAAAGGUCGCAAGAGGAGCAAAGGCGGACGUCGGCGUCGUUGA
Messenger RNA from Symbiodinium necroappetens, 750 nucleotides. The record is from the annotation of a GenBank genome assembly. NCBI's taxonomy places the organism in Eukaryota, Dinophyceae, Suessiales, Symbiodiniaceae.